Messenger RNA from Phalacrocorax carbo (great cormorant), 2369 nucleotides. The record is from RefSeq and is a predicted model, not a curated record. Lineage: Eukaryota; Metazoa; Chordata; Aves; Suliformes; Phalacrocoracidae.
AGGCCCGGCGCGGCGGGAAGGGCCGCCGGGGCCUUGCGCCAGCGAACACGGCCCGGCGGAACCGGUCGCACUGCGUUUGUAUCGGCAGGUGUUUCCCUACGGAGACCCUGUCUUCCAGAAAACCUUUUUGUCCAAGAGAAAUGGAGACAAUCAGACUAGUAUUUCUUCUAACAUGGUUACCCCAGUGUGGCUACUCCUGGACUUUGCCCAGGGCCCUUUCUGCUGAGGUGGAGCUGAAGAAGCUCACAGCUGUGCAAUAAACCAUUUGUAAAUACCCAGAAAUGAGGGUCCUUACAGAUGGCACUGACAUGUACCAGGCUUGCAUGAAAACCCUUGUAUCAUCUGUGGAAAAGAGAAAAGGAAGAUAGCAAUGGUCACUUGAACUCCAAACUGAGCAAACAUGAGUGCACUUGAUUUGACUUCCAUCCUCGAUUUUCUGGAGACGGCCAACUUGACAGAGAUCAACUGGACGUGCAACAACAGUGACUGCAUCACGGUUGAUGCAACAACAUGCCCUGGCACGCUCAACAAAAGUGCCCUGCUAUACACCCUGUCCUUCUUCUACAUUUUCAUCUUUGUCAUAGGGCUGGUGGCCAACUCAGUUGUGGUAUGGGUCAAUCUCCAAGCCAAAACGACUGGCUAUGAAACCCACCUCUACAUCUUUAAUUUGGCUAUUGCCGAUCUGUGUGUCGUCAUCACCCUUCCAGUGUGGGUCGUCUCCCUUGUCCAGCAUAACCAGUGGCAUAUGGGAGAAAUCACGUGCAAGAUAACUCACCUUAUAUUUUCCAUCAAUUUAUACAGCAGCAUCUUCUUCCUGGCAUGCAUGAGUGUGGACCGCUACCUCUCAGUUGCCUAUUUUACCAAUUCCAGCAAUCGCAAGAAGAAGAUAAUUCGUCGCUGCAUCUGUAUCUUGGUAUGGCUCCUUGCCUUCUCUGCAUCUCUCCCAGAUACCUAUUACCUCAAGACUGUCUCUUCGAACAACGAAACCUAUUGCCGCCCUGUCUACCCAGAGGAGAGCUUCAAAGAGUGGUUAAUUGGCAUGGAGCUCAUCUCCGUCGUGCUGGGCUUUCUUAUCCCUUUUCCUGUGAUUGCUCUCUUUUAUUUCCUCCUUGUGAAGACCAUUUCUGCCUCCAGUGACCAAGAGAGGAAGAGCAAUGGGAAGAUCAUUUUCUCCUAUGUUGUUGUGUUUCUUGUCUGCUGGUUACCUUACCAUGUAGCUGUCCUGCUUGACAUCUUCUAUAGCCUCCAUUUCAUACCUUUCAGUUGUCAGAUGGAGAACUUCUUGUAUGCCACUCUUCACGUCACUCAGUGUUUCUCUCUAGUCCAUUGCUGCGUCAACCCCAUCCUGUACAGCUUCAUUAACCGCAACUACAGAUAUGAGCUCAUGAAAGCCUUUAUUUUCAAGUACUCUGCCAAAACUGGUCUCACUAAACUUAUCGAUGCUUCCAGAGUGUCAGAGGCAGAAUACUCUGCUCUGGAGCAAAAUGCAAAAUAACUGCAACCCCAUGAGGAAACCUCCUUGACUCUUUGAUUUUUUCUCUUUUUUUUGUGUGUGGUGAUGUGUUGUUUUUUUUUUAUCUCUCCUUUUCCCUGUGUUUGUUACGAACGGGGCAUGAAUUCCAGCCUACAAAAGAGAAAUAGCAAGCUGUAAUUUAAGAGUAGAAUCAGGUGCAAAGUGGAAGUGGUACCAAAAUUAAGCUUUUCGGUGGUGUGUUUUGUUUGAUCUCCUCCUACCCCAGUCUGGACUUUUCGACAAUGCUAUGCAAAUGGAAAUGACUUUCUAGCAGACAAAGCCAUUGUGUACCAUAGAUAACAUGCAUUUCCAGGAUAAGCUUUUUCUUCCACGUGUAGAUUAUCUCUGUCUCCUUGUAUAUGUUAUAUAUAUAGUAUGUUGUAUUUAAAAGCUCGAGACUUUAUUUUCUGGCUCUUGGUGUACCUUAUACAAUUGUAUUUGAAAGUUAAAUAUAUUUUUAUCAUGUAUUUGAAGUAUAUUGCUGAUGAGUGUAUCCAGAGUGCUGUAGCCUGAGUGUUAGGUUGCUGUUUGGUUUAAACUAUCAUAGGUAAGAGGAUGCUGAUAAUUAGCAGUAUGGAAAUGAUCUCUUAGGUGCAUCCUCCCUGGCUAGAACACUUUAUAAACCGUAGCUUUACGUGGUGGUCAUACCCACAUGUCUGGAGCGUGAAAUGGAUGUUCUGUAAUACAGUUAUCAUCAUGUUAAUAUUAACAGUAUUGUAAGAGUUGUUAACUCCUACGCCCACACUUCACAAAGCUGUAUCCUUAUGCACAGAAUGAAUGAUCCUACUUCUGAGAGUUGUCUCUAUUUGUAAGUUAUUUUUGUAAAAUAAAGAUCCGGAGAAAAAGAAAAAUCUGU